AUCAAUUUAGAUACAAGAAACAAGAGGCUCUCAAAUGAAAAAAAUGAGAAUUUCAAGAGUUUCCUUGUUUGCAGUCCUUUUGUUACUUGCAGUUUCAUUGGCAAGUUCUGAUUCAGUUCUUGAGCCCUUUCUUAAAUGCCUUGACAAGCAUUCAGAGCCCUCUUACCCAGUCUCUGCAGUUGUCUAUACUCCCACUAAUUCUUCCUAUCCUUCUGUUUUACAAGCAUACAUUCGAAACCUUCGAUUCAACGAAUCAUUCACUCCAAAACCGAAGCUUAUAAUCACUGCAUUGCACAAGUCACACAUCCAAGCAGCCAUUAUCUGUGCUAAAAGAUAUGGCCUACAGAUGAAAAUCCGAAGUGGAGGCCAUGACUAUGAGGGCGUCUCAUACUGGUCCGACUCUCCAUUUUUCAUCCUUGACAUGUUCAACUUUCGAUCCAUCAAUGUCAGCAUAGAAGACGAGACCGCUUGGGUUCAAGUCGGUGCAACUCUUGGGGAAGUCUAUUACAGGAUUGCUGAGAAAAGCAAUACCCAUGGCUUCCCUGCCGGAGUAUGCCCCACAGUCGGUGUUGGAGGCCAUUUUAGCGGAGGUGGUUAUGGUAACAUGAUGAGAAAAUAUGGUUUAUCGGUUGAUAACAUUGUCGAUGCCCAGAUAAUUGAUGUCAAUGGUCGACUUCUCAACCGAGAAACUAUGGGGGAAGAUUUGUUCUGGGCCAUUACAGGAGGUGGAGGCGUGAGCUUUGGAGUGGUUUUUGCGUACAAAAUAAAGUUGGUUGCUGUCCCUGCCACAGUUACUGUUUUCAAUGUUGCGAGAACGCAUGCGCAAAACGCAACAGAUAUUGUUUAUCGGUGGCAACAUGUUGCUGAUAAGUUGGAUGAAGAUAUCUUCAUCAGACUCAUCGUGGAUGUUGUAAAUGUAACCAGCUCAAGCGGAGAAAAGACAAAGACAAUACGAGCUUCGUUUUUUACUUUGUUUCUUGGAGACUCCAAGAGACUCCUCUCUCUCAUGAAACAUGGCUUUCCCGAGUUGGGUUUGAAAGAAGCAGACUGCAUCGAAAUGACUUGGGCUCAAUCAGUCCUGUACUAUACUGGCUUCCCCAUUGGAACACCGGUCAGUACUCUGCUAAGCAGGGUUCCUCAAGUACUGACCCAUCUCAAGAGGAAAUCAGAUUAUUUGAAGGAACCAAUGCCGAAAGAUGGUUUGGAAUUCAUAUGGAAGAAGAUGAUCGAACUGGAAAAGCCCGUGUUGACGUUCAAUCCCUACGGUGGAAAGAUGGCGGAGAUUCCAGCAUCUGCAAAACCAUUCCCACAUCGAGCAGGAAACAUAUGUAAGAUUCAGUACGCGACCAACUGGAAUGAAGACGGAGCUGAAGCAGCAAUCCAUUACAUAAAUUUGACGAGAAUGUUGCAUGGUUACAUGACUCCAUAUGUGUCCAAGUCCCCAAGGGAGGCAUUUCUCAACUACAGAGAUCUUGAUUUGGGAAUCAACCACAAUGGCGCUAACAGUUAUGCUGAAGGUGCUGUUUAUGGGAUCAAAUAUUUCAAGGGUAACUACAAAAGAUUGGUGCAAACAAAGACUAAAGUGGAUCCUCAUAAUUUCUUUAGAAAUGAGCAAAGCAUCCCAACUCUUCCAUCUGCCAGGAAGUAAAGUGAUGAAGUCUAUGUAAUAUAGAUCAAAUCCCAACUCUUCCAUCAUUUGUAUCCUUGAUAUUGCUUUUUAAUUGUUCAAACAGAGAAAAAUAACUUGGCGUUCUAUUAUGUAAGAACGGCCAAAAAAAUAAUUAAAUAAAUAAAUGAUAUGAAAUUGUACCAUAUUUCAUUAGUGAAAUUAUUCAGUAGUGUCGAAAUCUUAUGUAAUAUUAUUUACCUCGUGUUUCAAAUCAAUACAUAGUCAAAAUUUUUACAGGUGUGA
Messenger RNA from Camellia sinensis, 1912 nucleotides. RefSeq names its product berberine bridge enzyme-like 8. The record is from RefSeq and is a predicted model, not a curated record. NCBI's taxonomy places the organism in Eukaryota, Viridiplantae, Streptophyta, Magnoliopsida, Ericales, Theaceae. Gene Ontology annotation, molecular function: FAD binding; oxidoreductase activity.